AUUUUACACAGAAGAUCUGUGAUGCUGUAAUGUUUUUUGGUAUUAUUUCCAAUCUUCUUCUUAACACAUUUUUUGCAAAUUAUUCAGUUCUUUUAACAGUCUGAAACAGAGACUUGAGCUGGAUUUGGCCAUAAAAAAUUUCAUAAAGAAAAAAAAGAAAGGUUAAGACUUCCUCAAAACAACCCACUAUUAGGUGCUGAUUAGUUGCUGAUGAAGUGAGUUGAGAGACUCAAGUCCUAUUCCCUUACCAGAUAUUGGCUUGAAAUGAGCUAUUCAUGUAAGGGAACUUGAAAACAAACAGAAAACCCCUCCAAACUCUUCAAUUCUGUGUGCUCAAUUUUAGCUCCUUUCAGUACGAUUUUUCUGAAAUUGAAAUAAGAUCAGUAGGAGCUGAGAGUCUUCAACAGUUCUCGAGAAAAAUCAGACUUCUGGUAUCAGAAAUUGAAACAAUCAAUAUUACAUCAACCUUUGAAAAAUAUAAUAUAAACAUUUGGGACCUCGCUUUCUUCUGACAUCAAACAGGCACAACAAUAAGCUGUGCUGCUGUUUAUUAUCGAUAGCAUUCUGCACAAAAGUGACAAUAAAGACAAGAUGCUGGAAAAGUGAAGAACUCUGGGAAGUUAAGACAUGCCAGCAGUGUGUUUUCCACAGCACGUUGGAUGCAACACAGCGGCCUUUUACCUUUCUGAUGCUGAUGGCAGGUGCUGAACAUGAUGAGCAAUGAAUGAGGGUGACAUAAGAACACUGGUCCUCAGCCACAUCGACUGAUGGGGCCGCGUGUGCCUAAAGCUCAGGUUCUGUCCCAGCCCGACAUGGUCUUUGUCUUCCCAAAAAGGAUCAUCAUCUUCCCACUUCCAUCAAAUGAAGGAGACAGGCUGGACAAGGAGAGAAUCACAAACAGCUGUGUGACAUCACUAAGGUACAGACAGCCAAUUUUGGGAGAGGAAGUGCAUUACUUUCUUCUCGUGCAACACUGUGCCAAUAAAUACUUGUCAUUGUUACAGCUCCCAAGUAACUACCUGCUGCAGUGGAAGCUUUGAAGGGAUCAAAAAGGUUCUUUGUGUGCAAAGAUGGGUCAUUUCGUACAUCCAUGGGAAAAGACAGCCUGCAGCACCUCGGCAACUCCUUGCACCAGAAGGAAGCAGAAGACUAUUCUCCUCCACAAAUUGCUCCUUUGCCAAGUAACAAUAAUGCAAUUAUAAAAAAUUACAGAACCAUUUGUGAAUAUCUACUGAAAUUAUGUUACAUGGAAAACAAGCUCAGGCUGGUCUUAACCAGCAGAAAACAUAAACAUCUAUUAAUGGAGAAGAAACAAAGUUUAAUUUGCUCAUGGAUCAGUGAAGUCCAGACAUGUGCAUUCAUUUUUGUUGGACUCUGCCCUUUCUUGGCACUUAAGAUUCAGGAGUGAGGGACUGCAGAGCUUAAAGAAGAAGGCAGCCCCCACAGCUUGUAUCCACUGCUGGCUCUCCAGGCUGCUGCCCCACCAAUAGCCAACCCAGAAACUGCAAACAUCAACAAAGAAGGUUAUUUUAAGAGGAGACAUGAAUCUUGAAGAGUAUUUUGCAAGAACUGGGUAUAAAGGUUCCCUUGAAAAUCAAGACUUGGAAACCUUAACUGAUAUAUUCCAGCACCACAUCCGUGCUGUUCCAUUUGAAAACCUCAGCAUCCAUUGUGGGGAGAAAAUUACUUUGGAGCUGGAGCACGUUUAUAACAAAAUUGUGCACAAGAAGCGUGGUGGUUGGUGUAUGGAAAAUAACCAGCUGUUAGGUUGGGUCCUGAAAUGCCUGGGGUAUGACACCAGCUUUUUGGGAGCAUACGUGUUCAACCCACAUGAAAACACAUAUGCCACCAUCAUGACCCACCUCCUAGUGAAGGUAGUUAUUGAGGGAAAAGCCUACAUUGUAGAUGCAGGUUUUGGUGUAUCCUACCAAAUGUGGCAACCAAUGGAGCUUGUAUCAGGGAAAGACCAGCCCCAGGCUCCUGGUAUCUUUCGUUUCACAGAAAAGAAUGCCAUCUGGUACCUCGAGAAAAUGAGACGGAAACAAUAUAUCCCCAAUCAAAACUUCUCUAAUUCUGAUCUUCUAGAGAAAAAAGACUGUCGGAAAGUGUAUAUGUUCAGUCUGGAGCCACGGACAGUGGAAGAUUUCUGCUUUCAGUGCACGUACCUUCAGACGUCUCCAGAUUCCCUCUUUACAAAGAAGUCCAUCUGCACCCUUCAGACCACCGAUGGCUUUCGAGCGCUCAUUGGGUGGACGCUCACUGAGACCAAAUACAAUUACAAGGAAAACAUGGAUCUGGUAGAAUUUAUAACCCUUAAAGAUGAAGAGGUGGAGAAGACACUGAAAGACAAAUUCAACAUCACCCUAGAGAGAAAGCUUGUCCCAGUUAACAUCAAAGGGUUUUAUACAAUCUAGAUGACUGGAAAAACCCAUGGUAAUGCUACAUGCGUACAGUAGCUUCCAUGUCUCUGCAAUCACUACUGCAAGAUUACGGGAUUCCCUUGCAGGCGACUGAAGGAAAAAUACAUUAAUACCAGAUUAAAGUGAAUUUCACUCUGGAGAAAGGAGAAAAACAGGGAUUUAAGAUUCAUCUGUCAGGUAGAUAGAAUUACUUUCUGUGAGAUGACUGCGGUUCGGUUUUUUGGCACAAACGUAGAGACUGAUUUGAAUCUGGUUAUAAACUUGGGUAAGAAAUAUCUCAGAGUAAUUUUGGAGUGCCUAUAGCACAUAACUUGGAGUAAGGAUUAUUAAUUGUGAUAUGCUGCCAACACAUUUUCUACGGCCAUUAUAGGAAAAAAAUCAUCUGUGAGCUUUUAGACAAUGAAGUAUGCAUUUAAAACUUCAUUUUUCACAAGAUCUAACCACUCACUGCUCAUCUCAUUACCUUUAAUAUAGGUUGAACAAUAUUGUCAUCUUUGAAAGGAACAUUAGGAGGUGUAAUUCCUUCACCAUCAUCCUUAGAUGAAAACACAGUACUAAAUGAAAAUUAUCAUCAUGUGCAUCCCUUCUGUCAUUACUGCAGUAAACUGCCCAAGGUAAUUUUUGGUAUGUAGGUAUUUUUCCUUUGAUGCAAAUUGUAUAUACUGCAGCAUUAUUGUGUCUGAUGGGUUCUAAGGAGAAACAACGAGCUUUGCUUCUGAUAAAUAAUCAUCCUGUAACAGGUUGAGUGGUGCUUACAUGUCUCAACUAGCUUAGAUUUACUUCUACCUCAAAUGGGGUAGAAAUUUCAUAUUUCCAGUAUUGCAGAUUAUUUGUAUAACAAAAGUAGAACAAUGAAGCUAACCCUGCUAUAGCUUUAAAUCUAUCCUGCUUUUUGUGUAUAGCAAAUAUGGGAGUCCACAUGCUAUCCUGAAUGACUAAUGCUUAGCAUAAGAUCUCUAGUGUCACAAGUUUUCAUCAUCUGUAUUCAGUUGAAGAAAAAAAAAAAAUAAAACAAACCACCUUGGAGUCAACCAAA
This is a messenger RNA of Phasianus colchicus (ring-necked pheasant), 3456 nucleotides long. RefSeq names its product arylamine N-acetyltransferase, pineal gland isozyme NAT-10. NCBI's taxonomy places the organism in Eukaryota, Metazoa, Chordata, Aves, Galliformes, Phasianidae. The record is from RefSeq and is a predicted model, not a curated record. Gene Ontology annotation, molecular function: arylamine N-acetyltransferase activity.